Messenger RNA from Molossus molossus (Pallas's mastiff bat), 2139 nucleotides. RefSeq names its product serine incorporator 4 (gene SERINC4). The transcript is spliced from 10 exons. Gene Ontology annotation, cellular component: membrane. NCBI's taxonomy places the organism in Eukaryota, Metazoa, Chordata, Mammalia, Chiroptera, Molossidae. The record is from RefSeq and is a predicted model, not a curated record. The coding region runs from base 460 to 1269 and encodes 269 amino acids.
CAAAUCUCUACCUUGCUGCCCUGCAUCUGCUCUACCCCAAGGUGUCUUGCUGUGGGCCUGUUCCCUGUACCUGCUGCAGCCAUUCCAGGUGGCCUCAUCUCACAGAGUCCACUUGUAGCCGCCUACUCUACAUAAUCCUCCAUGUAGGGGCCUCAGCACUCUGCUGCCUUCUGCUGUCAAGAACAGUAGUGGAGAGGGUCUGGGGCAAGGCGCACAGGCUCCAGAUGCCUUCGGGAUUGUGUGGCCUUCUGUUUGGCCACUCUCACUGCCCAGUGCUCAGUGGCUCAGGAGCUGUGUAUAGAAUUUGUGCAGGAACUGCCACCUUCCACCUGCUGCAGGCUGUGCUGCUGGUCCACCUCCAGUCCCCUACCAGCCUUCGGGCACAGCUGCAUAAUAGCUUCUGGCUCCUCAAGCUGCUGUUCCUGCUAGGUCUCUGUGCUGUUGCCUUCUGCAUCCCUGAUGAGCAUCUCUUCCCAGCCUGGCAUUAUAUUGGCAUCUGUGGAGGCUUCACAUUCAUCCUGCUGCAACUGGUACUUAUUACAGCCUUUGCCCAUUCCUGGAAUAAGAACUGAGCAACCCCAAUCUGGCCUUCUACAAGCCUCUAUCAUCAGCUGUUAUAUCCUGUACCUGACCUUCUCAGCACUGUCGAGCCGACCUCCAGAGCAUGUUAUCCUUCAAGGACAAAAUCACACUCUGUGCCUGCCUGGCCUGAGUAAAAUGGAACCCCAAACACCAGAUACUUCUUUGGCAGUGUUCAGUGCUGGCAUCAUGUAUGCUUGUGUGCUUUUUGCUUGCAAUGAAGCUUCCUACCUGGCUGAGGUAUUUGGGCCCUUGUGGAUCAUCAAGGUUUACAGCUAUGAGUUCCAGAAGCCCUCACUCUGUUUCUGUUGCCCUGAAACAGUGGAGCCAGAGGAAGGGCAAUGUGGAGGAGCAGCUAGGCCAGCUGACCAAGAGACCUCUCCAACUCCUCCAGUGCAAGCCCAGCAUCUUUCCUACAGCUAUUCUGCAUUCCACUUCGUCUUCUUCCUUGCAUCACUCUAUGUCAUGGUUACUCUUACCAACUGGUUCAGCUAUGAGGGAGCAGAACUGGAAAAGACCUUCACCAAAGGCAGCUGGGCGACCUUCUGGGUCAAGGUUGCCUCAUGCUGGGCCUGUGUACUCCUCUAUCUGGGGCUGUUACUGGCACCACUCUGUUGGUCCCCUACUCAGGACCCCAAGCCUCCUCCUAUCUUCAGGCGACAUUGUCAUCGUAUCAGUAUCGUCAGAUAACAAAUAUCCAGUCUAGGUACUUUUAACACAACUGGGGUUCCCUCGAGGUUGUGCCCCUAGUCUUGGUUCAUAGGAGCUAUACAGCCAGCAAAUACUUCAAGGACACAAUGAGCAGUUACCUCAUUUAGGCCGAAGUCAAUACUAUGUCUGAAUUGGAAAAGGUGGCCAUAUAUACCCUAAUGCCCUGGGCAAGCAUCUGACUCACUAGCACUACCAUUACAUCUUCACCUAAACUCAAGAGUCUAAUUCCCAAGUCAGCAGCUCAGGAACCACUACUGAUCCCAGCAGACAGUGUGACACCAGCCCUUUGCAGGCUCUCAUAGUGGAGAUGGGGGGCAGGGAAAGACCAACAGGGACUGAAGACUUACUUGGCUCUGCCCUUGGAGAUAAAAAGAAAUAAGCAGUUCGGCUCUGGGCACAGGGAUAUAAGAAGCCCAGAACCCCAGAACAAACCAGGACACAGGAAGAAAGGAACACAAAGACUACCCCAGGUUUUAAUCCUGAUUUUGAAGUCAAAGGAAGUGGGAAGACAAAAACCACCUUCAUUACAUGAGGAAUGAAUGAAGAAAAUGUUAACACUUGAAAGCAGCUGACCCUGGGAAUUCAGUGAGCAGCAGGAUUUCGGGGCCAACUUUCAAGUAGGCAAACAAACUGAGGAAGAAUAAGGAAGAGGGGCAUGGCAUAACUUGGGUCUUGGAGCCUUCCUCCUUUGGCCCUCAACUCCAUCCUUGGGAUGGUGUUAAGGUCUGGGUAGGGGACAAAAAUCACAGAAAAGAAGUUCCUAUGGUUAUUAGAGGAUUCCUCUAUCACAUACCCAGAGUACUUGUCUGCUUGUUGAAGUAUAAUAAAGGAUUUUUCUGUGAUGUUUCA